Lolium perenne is the source of this 2562-nucleotide messenger RNA. RefSeq lists its product as uncharacterized. Gene Ontology annotation, biological process: protein phosphorylation. The record is from RefSeq and is a predicted model, not a curated record. Lineage: Eukaryota; Viridiplantae; Streptophyta; Magnoliopsida; Poales; Poaceae. Gene Ontology annotation, molecular function: protein kinase activity; ATP binding.
AUGGAGAGUCCAUCCGCACCUGAUCCUCCGGUGACUCCAACCCCGCCUGAUCCUCCGGUGACUCCAACCCCGCCUGAUCCUCCGGUGACUCCAUCCCCACCUCCACCGGUUACUCCAUCUCCACCUCCUCCGGUGACUCCAUCCCCACCACCUCCGGUAUCUCCGUCUCCACCACCUCCGGUAUCUCCAUCUCCACCACCUCCGGUGUCUCCAUCUCCACCUCCUCCGGACGACGCACCUCCUCCAAGGGCUCCGCCUCCACCUCCUCCAGACGAGGCACCUCCUCCAAGGACUCCGCCUCCACCUCCUCCGGACGAGGCACCUCCUCCGACGACUCCGCCUCCUCCUCCGAACGACGCACCACCUCCAGACGACGCACCUCCUCCGAGGAUGCCACCUGGACCUCCACCUCCGGUUGAACCCCCGGUGAUGGAACCGGUGAUGCCGCCUAGGCCGUCGGUAUUCCCUCCUCCACCACCUUCUCCAAGGCCGACACCGACGCCGAUCCCGACGCCGGUAACACCGUCCCCGUCGCCACCUCCACCUAGCCCGACGCCGACCCCAACGCCGGUAACACCGUCCCCGUCUUCGCCACCUCCACCAAGCCCGACGCCUACGCCAACUCCCGUAACACCGUCCCCGUCCCCACCUCCACCAAGGCCAACGCCAACGCCAACGCCAACGCCAACACCAACACCGGCAACGCCCUCACCUCCGCAGCGCAGGCCGCCCCCGCCUUCCCCGCCGAACGUGCCAGGCUCAUCUCCCCCGCCGCCUGACGUGCCAUUCUCGCCGCGGCCCCCGAACAACGUACCGGACUCGACAGCGCCUCCGGCGUCACCUCUAUCGCUGUAUCCGCCUCCGCCUUCGACAUCGAGGAAGUCUUCGUCGCCAGGCACCGCGGUGGGCGUGGGCGCGGCCGUCGGCGCGGUGGUCCUGCUCGGCCUCGCUGCUGCGCUCAUCUUCUUCUUCGUGGCCAAGCGGCGCCGCCGGCGCGGUAGGGUAGCGCCGCCGGGUACCCCAGCGGAUUUCCUCUACGACCCGAGACAGCCGGCGACGCCGCGGCAGCUGUCGACGACGCCCUCGAUGCAGUCGUGGCAGGACGGCGGCGGCGCUCCCGGGUCCCCGCUGGCCGGUGGCACGUUCGGGUACGACGAGCUGGCGGCUGCGACGGACGGGUUCUCGGAGGCGAACCUGCUGGGGCAGGGCGGGUUCGGGCACGUCUACAAGGGCACGGUGCGAGGGCAGGAGGUGGCCAUCAAGAAGCUCCGCGCCGGCAGCGGGCAGGGCCACAAGGAGUUCCGGGCGGAGGUGGACAUCAUCAGCCGGGUGCACCACAAGAACCUCGUCUCCCUCGUCGGCUUCUGCAUCCACGCCGAGCAGCGCCUCCUCGUCUACGAGUACGUCCCAAACAAGACGCUCGAGUCAAACCUGCACAACGGGAGCGGCCGUGCGGCGCUAGAUUGGCCACGGCGGUGGAAGAUCGCCGUCGGCUCGGCGAAGGGCCUCGCGUAUCUGCACGAGGACUGUCAUCCUAAGAUUAUCCAUCGCGACAUCAAGGCAGCCAACAUCCUCCUUGAUUACACCUACGAGCCCAAGGUUGCAGAUUUUGGGCUAGCAAAAUGCCAGGAAAUAGAACAGACUGCCGUUGAAACGCGCAUAAUGGGAACUUUUGGAUAUCUGGCUCCGGAAUAUGCUGCCACCGGCAAAGUCACCGACCGGUCUGACGUCUUCUCCUUCGGCGUAAUGCUUCUGGAGCUCAUCACCGGAAACAAACCUAUCAUGACAUCUUCAGAUCACCAGCCUGAAACAUUAGUUUCUUGGGCGAAGCCCUUGCUGACGAAGGCCGUGGAGGAGGAAGACUACGAGGAGCUUAUAGACCUGAAGCUGCAGGACAAUUACGACGCGUACGAGAUGGCGCGGCUCGUCGCCUGCGCCGCCGCCGCCGUUCGGCAAACCGCCAGGUCUCGCCCGCGGAUGACCCAGAUCGUCCGGUACCUGGAGGGCGAGCUGGCGGCGGAGGACCUGAACGCCGGCAUGGCGCCGGGCCAGAGCGCGAUGCAUCGGUCGUCAGGGGGCGGCAACACGGACGAGGUGAGGCGGAUGAGGAGGAUGGCGUUCAGGCAGGGGACCGGCACGGGCAGCGGCACCAUCAGCGAGUACGCCAGCAGCGAGCUGAGCGCCCCGACGAGCGAGUACGGGCUGAACCCGUCCAGCGAGUACACGGCCAGCAGCGCGGCAACCACGGAGGACAUGACGAUGACGGACGUCACAAGCAGAACAGGCAGCGGCGAGGCGAGGCCUGGAACUGAGCGCUUAAGCAGGCGCACCACCGUCAGCAGGCAGGCCAGACGUGCGAGCCAGGGCUGAUGAGACGCCGGAAUUUCGUCAAGAUUUACGAGCGAACGAUUUGGUUUGCGUUUCUUUGUGUAUGUGUUGGUUCUUCGGUUCUCAGAUCCAUGCGAUUUUUAUUGGGUGGUGGAUAAAGUUGUAACUUGUAUAUAUGCACGUCCACGAAUUCACCACUUAGAUGAAUAAAACACAAAGAGGUUUUAGAGUUUC